AACAGAAGUAGUCUUCCAACAAUCUCACUUCUCUCCUUUUCAUUCUCAGUUUGACCCAUCAUUCCUCUCUCUCUCUCUCUCUCUCUCUGUAUCUUCUUCUUCUUCUUCUUCUUCUUCUUUUUCUUUUACAAUUGUUUAUGAGAUAUAAUGUCUCCCUCUGCCUUGCUUUGAGUUUGUUCGUCUGAACGACAAUGGCGAAAGUGCCGCUGCAACUUUCUCCUCUGCUCCUGCUUUUUCUUCUUCUGCAGCUGUGUCGUUUUGUUGAAGUUGCUCUCUGCCAAUGUCCGAACUCGCGUUCUUCUUUUCUUUGACUUCUGCACGCACAUUGUGAUCUCGCCGAUCCGUCUUGUCUUCCACGAUCAGAACAGGAGAAUUAAGAGCCUAAUUUAAUCAAAUGGAGCAAUACGAAGUUCUGGAGCAAAUUGGUAAAGGAGCUUUUGGUUCUGCUCUUCUUGUGAGGCAUAAGCAUGAAAAGAAAAAGUAUGUGUUGAAAAAGAUUCGUCUUGCUCGACAGACUGAUAGGUCUCGUAGAUCUGCACACCAAGAGAUGGAGCUUAUUUCUAAACUACGAAAUCCAUUUAUUGUGGAGUACAAGGAUUCCUGGGUAGAGAAGGGCUGCUAUGUGUGCAUUAUUAUUGGUUAUUGUGCUGGAGGUGACAUGGCAAAAGCUAUUAAAAAAGCCAAUGGCGUUCUUUUCCCUGAAGAGAGGCUCUGUAAGUGGCUAGUUCAACUUCUGAUGGCACUCGCAUACUUGCACAUGAAUCAUAUUCUUCAUCGUGAUGUGAAGUGUUCAAAUAUAUUCUUGACAAAAGAUCAAGACAUACGUCUUGGAGAUUUUGGACUUGCCAAAAUGUUGACCUCCGAUGAUCUUGCUUCCUCUGUUGUGGGAACUCCAAGCUAUAUGUGUCCCGAGCUUCUUGCUGAUAUACCUUAUGGUUCAAAGUCGGAUAUUUGGUCUUUGGGAUGCUGUAUAUAUGAGAUGACAGCUCACAAGCCUGCAUUUAAAGCAUUUGACAUUCAAGCACUGAUCAACAAAAUUAAUAAGUCUAUAGUGGCUCCUCUUCCAACGAAGUAUUCUGGUGCAUUUCGAGGUCUUGUCAAAAGCAUGCUGCGGAAAAACCCAGAGUUUAGGCCAAGUGCUGCAGAGCUGCUUGGGCACCCACACCUUCAGCCUUAUGUUCUUGAGGUUCAUCUCAAGAUCAAUAGCCCAAGACGUGGUAGUUUACCUGUCCCCUGGCCUGAACCGACUUAUAUGAAGAAAACCAGAUUUUCAGAGACAAAGGAUGUUCCUCUUGUUACGUACAGGGAGAAGCACUGUUCAUUCAGCAAUGAUAGGACUUUGAAUCCAAGUAUUUCUGGGGCUGAACAAGAUUCCCUAUGUUCUACCCUAGAUAUUCAUGAUAACCCGAGUUUUUUAAAUCAAAGGUUACAAGAGCUGUCUGUUGGAAGCAUCCAUGAACAGACUGCCAUUUCUAAGACUGUUCUGGCCAAAGCUUCAGAUAUUGCCAAGUCUUCGAGACGUAUUCCAGCAAAAGCUUCUGGUCCUCCUAAAAGAUGUGAAUCGUUUCCUGUUUCAUGGACUCCAAGAAAAUCUGUCACUACGGCUCGGAGGACAUCUUUGCCUGUGUCAACAAGAGGUGCAAUUGAACAGUCCCCCUGCAAGCACAAUAUUGGUAUCCUCAACUGUUUAAAAUCCCCCGAUGUUUCUGUCAAUUCACCCCGAAUUGACAGGAUAGCUGAUUUUCCAAUAGCCCCUUAUUAUGACCCAUUAUUCUGCAUCGGUAAAACUUCAACCUCGGUGCAAGGUUCCUCUGGCUCCCCACAGGACAAUGAUUGUUCCCUCACCAAAGAUAAAUGUACUGUCCAGACCAAUCGAGUUUCUGCCAAACCUAGUUUGCCUGAUGCAUGGAAGGGACUUCGUCGCAGCAUGUUUCAAGCAGAUGGACGGGAAGGAAGUGACGAGUGCUCUGAUCAAAAUGCAACUGCUGGAGCAUCAAGCCACACUUCAUCAGACUCUCGUCACCGCCGGUUUGACACAUCAUCAUUCCAGCAAAGAGCUGAAGCUUUGGAAGGGUUGCUUGAAUUUAGUGCAAGGUUGCUGCAACAGGAAAGAUAUAAUGAGCUUGGGGUGUUGCUAAAGCCAUUUGGUCCUGGGAAGGUCUCCCCCAGGGAAACUGCUAUCUGGUUGACUAAGAGCAUCAAGGAGAACCCUCUGAAGCAGGAGGAUUAGCACCAAUCAACUGCCACCACAUGUACUAUAAAUUUAGCUGUAACAAUCUAUAGGGCCUCUAUUUGUUUUUGACAUGUCGAGGUACUAGGAGCUCAGGCAGAUAUGCUGACAUAGCAGUUUUUUGUUAGAUUUACACGACUCUUCCAUGUUCUCCAUGCUUCUGUUUCAUGAUUUUCAUUAAGAUGGGUAAUUGGUACGAUAUCAUGGUAUGUAUUUAGCUUGACAAAAUGUGGAGGAAAUAGAAUUGUUGUGAUAUGUACAACUGUUUCCGAUUA
This is a messenger RNA of Carya illinoinensis, 2505 nucleotides long. RefSeq names its product serine/threonine-protein kinase Nek2-like. Bases 395 to 2230 code for a protein of 611 amino acids. Lineage: Eukaryota; Viridiplantae; Streptophyta; Magnoliopsida; Fagales; Juglandaceae. Gene Ontology annotation, molecular function: protein kinase activity; ATP binding. The transcript is spliced from 15 exons. Gene Ontology annotation, biological process: protein phosphorylation. The record is from RefSeq and is a predicted model, not a curated record.